AUGACACUUUCCCCCAUCUUCCGCCUUGCUGUGGUAGCUUCGUUGGCCUUGGCUCUUCUUACCACUCUGACUGCGGCCAUUCCUCACGCACGCUCUGUUGACGCCUCGGAACUCGUCCGGAAGCAGGUGCCAGCGGACCCCCGAGGUGUCACCACAAUCAUCACCCCUGAUGGCGUCACGGUCCGAUACAAGCGGCCUGGCGCAGACGGAGGCGUGUGCGAGACGACCCCCGGUGUCAACUCUUACUCGGGCUACGUCGACGUCGACGAGAACACGCACAUGUUCUUCUGGUUUUUCGAAGCUAGAAACCGCCCGGACGAGGCGCCGCUGACGUUGUGGUUGAAUGGUGGUCCAGGUUCAGACUCGCUCGUCGGCCUAUUCGCUGAACUCGGUCCUUGCAAUGUCUCCAACCUGACCACCCAGUUGAACCCUUAUUCGUGGAACAACGAGAGCAACAUACUGUUCCUAUCUCAGCCAGUAGGCGUCGGCUUCUCGUACCAAGAUGAAGUGAUCGGCACUGUCAACGGUUCCGGACUCCCUGCAACAAGCACACAGCCAGAUGGACGUUAUGGCUGGGCUGACGCCUCACAUAUCAACACCACCAAAACUGCCGCAAUUGGGGUGUGGGCGGUGCUCCAGGCAUUGAUCCAGGAUCUACCCAUCAUGGACCACACUGUUCAGUCCAGAACUUUCAACCUAUGGACUGAGAGCUAUGGCGGGCACUGGGGCCCCGUCUUCUUCUCGUACUUUUCGGAUCAGAACCACGCCAUCCAGAAUGGCUCCAGCAAGGGAGUUGCACUCAACAUGGGGUCGCUGGGAAUCAUCAAUGGCAUGAUAUCCGCCAAGAUCCAAAUGCCUUUCUAUCCCGAGUUUGCCCAUAACAACAGCUACGGGGUUGGCAUCAACGAAACUGUCUAUCAGUACAUGAAGAUGAGCUGGGAUUUUCCAGCCGUAGAUCGUUCCACGCCGAGUGGCUUCGCCAUCUGCGCAGCGGCCAGCAACUUUUGCAGCAUGUACGUCGAAACCCCAUUCUACUGGAGCACUGGUCGCGAUGCCUACGACAUACGCAAACACCCCGAGGACGAAGACGAUUUCGCGGAGUUGGUGGAAUUCCUGAAUCUCGCCUCUACCCAGGAUGCCAUCGGAGUCAGCUUGAACUACACGACAACCGACAAUAGUCGCGUUUCUACUGCCUUUGGCUCCACAGGCGACUUGGUCUAUCCGGAUAUGCUCGCUGAUCUCGUGGACCUCCUGAGCCAGGGUGUGAGCGUUCAUCUUAUGUACGGCGAUGCGGACUACAUAUGCAACUGGCUUGGGGGUGAAGCUGUUUCACUACAAGUCGACUAUACUCAUGCGCAGCAAUUCCGCUCAUCGGGAUAUACACCCUUCGUCGUCAACGGAGUCGAGUACGGUUCAACACGGCAGUAUUCCAACUUCAGCUUUACGCGAAUGUACGACUCCGGCCACAUGGUGCCACGGGAUCAACCAGGCGCAUCUCUGGAGUACUUUCGGCGCGUCAUCCACGGUCUCGCGGUCGCAGACGGGAGCCAGAAGAUCACUGAUGGCUACGAUACGAAUGGUGUGGCCCAUGCCACGCAUACCAACAGCAUGACUUCACGGACGCCGUAUCCGACAUUGUGA
Messenger RNA from Anthostomella pinea, 1641 nucleotides. The record is from the annotation of a GenBank genome assembly. Lineage: Eukaryota; Fungi; Ascomycota; Sordariomycetes; Xylariales; Xylariaceae.